Messenger RNA from Plectropomus leopardus (leopard coralgrouper), 2050 nucleotides. It is a transcript of the gene trmt6, whose product is annotated as tRNA methyltransferase 6 non-catalytic subunit. The record is from RefSeq and is a predicted model, not a curated record. Gene Ontology annotation, cellular component: tRNA (m1A) methyltransferase complex; nucleus. Gene Ontology annotation, biological process: tRNA methylation. Lineage: Eukaryota; Metazoa; Chordata; Actinopteri; Perciformes; Serranidae.
AAAUGAAAGCUAACACGUGGAAAUAGUGAAUUGUCGUAUUUUGCAUUUACUUCAGGGUGGUUUAGUGCCUUUUUUAAACCGUGCCUUGUCAACGGCGACUCCGUAUAUUUCUCGAAAAGUGACAGUUUCCUCUCAGCAGGCUCGUGAGCGGGUUUAUUUCACUAUGGCGGACAACGUAGACGAUGAUUCUCUGUACAGAAUUAAAGAGGGGGACUACGUUGUGUUGAAACGGGGAGAUAUCUUCAAAGCUGUGCAAAUUCAGUCAACGAAGAAGGUGAUUUUUGAGAAGCAGUGGUUCUUCCUGGAUAACGCCGUGGAUCAGCUGUACAGCAGCACGUUUGAGAUCCUUGCUGGAGGGAUCCUGCAGCCUCUGAAGCCCAAAGACACAGAGAGCUCCACCGAUUCAAAGGAGGCAGGCACAGACAACAGAAACAUUGUAGACGAUGGAAAAUCCCAGAAGCUGACGAGGGAUGACAUCGAGACGCUCAAAGAGCAAGGUCUGAAGGGUCAGGAAAUCAUUCAGCAGCUUAUAGAGAACAGCUCUACGUUCCGAGAUAAGACCGAAUACGCGCAGGAUAAGUACAUCAAGAAGAAAAAGAAGAAGUAUGAAAACACUGUGACGAUUCUAAAACCGUCCUGUCGCAUCCUGGCGAUGAUGUACCAUGGCCGGGAACCAGGGAAGAUCUGCCACCUGCGGUAUGACACACUCGCCCAGAUGUUGACUCUGGCGAACAUCCACGCUGGCAGUAAAGUUUUGGUGUUUGAGACCUGUGCCGGCCUCGUGUUGGGAUCCAUCAUGGAGAGAAUGGGGGGCUAUGGCUCGGUGAUCCAAAUGUACCCAGGAGGUGGGCCGGUUCGGGCGGGUGUGGAGAGCUUUGGCUUCCCUGCACAUUUUCACGAUAUGCUGCAUGAGUUUCCCAUCUGCCAUGUCAACGCUCUGCUGGCAGGCACUCUGGACACCACAGCCAAAGACCCCAGCGCUGAUUCAAAGCAGUCCAGCAUGUCUGCGGAGGAGGAGCAGAACCAGCCCGAGGCGGAGCGGCAGGGCAGUCCGGAGGAGCAGAGCAUGGAGACUAACAGCGGCGCUGAUGGUCGUCAGGACCCGGAGAAAGAAGAGAGGGAGAGACGCAAAGAAGCCAGAGCUGAGGAAAAAAAGGUGAAGCAGGAGGAGAAACGGAAGAAGCUGGCAGCUGCUGCUGCCCUGCUGGAAGGCAUGAAUGCCGACGGGUUGGUUAUAGCCAGUCGCUUUCACCCGUGUCCAGUCCUAAUGGGCCUGCUCAAAUUCCUCUCGCCCUCCAGGCCUUUUGUAGUCUACUCCCAGUACAAAGAGCCUCUCAUCGAGUGCUACACAAAACUCAAGGAGCAGGGCGGCACGGUGAACCUCAGACUCACAGACACCUGGCUCAGGCAUUACCAGGUGUUGCCUAACAGGACACAUCCUGUGCUGCUGAUGAGCGGGGGUGGGGGUUACCUCCUCUCAGGAACAACGGUUGCCACGGACCGCUCCAAACCCGCAGGCUCCCUGCGGGCCGAGGAACCAGCACCAAAGAGACUGAAACUGACAGACACUGAGGGAUAAACAAAUACAGAAGCAUCAAUUCUGUUAAGGGCACAUUACCGAUGGCCUCUAGGGGUUUUUCUUCAAGCGUUGACUUCUAUUUUCUUGAACUGAUUUGACACAUCUGGAAUAAGGGAGAUGGAGUGUCUGGUAUGCGUUCAUCAGGGCACUUUCGCCCAUCUUGUGUAUUUAGAUCAAUGCAGAUGAAGGCGUAAUGCUGAGGAGUAAACUAUGAGCUCUAUGUAUGUGUUAAGUAAGGAACUGCUGAAAUUAUCUUUGGUGUGAUAAGAGUAAAUUUGUGUCUUAUGCCCCGAGACCAGGUGUAAAAAAACCCAAUUUUUUUUCCAAUUAAUGCUCUCCAGCUUUUAGGUUCUAACUUUUUUAUUUUGUUGUCCUGCAGAAAGUGCCAUUUGUUAUAUGAUCCAGUUGCUGAUGCAGCCUCACUGUGGGCGCAUCUCGAUCUGCACAGAAUUAAAAAGCAGUACUAAACUA